GAUUUGCCACUCAAAACAAAUCGUGAAAUGGUUCGGAUUUUUAAACGUUUAAAUGGAUCUUUUAAUACGGAAAUCUCUGAAUAUCAAACAGAAAGACUUGAAAAAAAAAAUAAAACAAUUCCAUUUGGCAUACGAUUGUUUAAAUCAAGCAUUUCGGCUACAUUUAGUAGAAAAUCGGCGAAUUUUAUUGCAACCGAUAAACGUGUUCUUGAAAUUUUGGAUUUUUUAAAUGGAACAAACGUUCCUGACGAGUCUUUUUGGGCGACAAUUGCAGGCAAUCUUGAACUAGGAAUGCCAUAUAGUUUUAAUGGUAGUAAAUGGCUUGAAAUAAUUCAUGAAAAUAAAAAUAAAAAACAACUUCCUAAUAUUCAAACGUCCAAUUUACCAUAUUAUAUAUCACGAUAUCAGUUAUGGUAUGAUAAGAAUCGAUGCAAAGGUAAAAUCAUUUUUGGAUCGUGUGCUUUCGGUAUAGGUGAUCUACCAAUACUUUUACGACGACCUGAAUUAGUUGCUCAUAAAUUAUAUUUAAAUUUAGAGGCAGCUUCUUUCUUUUGCUUAUUUAAGAAGAUACGUGAUCGAGCAUUAGAUCCCAUUGAAAACUUCGACGAUGCUAAAUAUGGUCAAUUACCUUGCGCAAAGGCUACUCGAGAUUUCUCUAAAUUUAAAUCCAAUACCCAAUAUUAA
Messenger RNA from Dracunculus medinensis (Guinea worm), 684 nucleotides. Lineage: Eukaryota; Metazoa; Nematoda; Chromadorea; Rhabditida; Dracunculidae. The record is from the annotation of a GenBank genome assembly.